GGAUGGAAAGCAGCAUAUGUUUUACAAGUUGGCUUGAAAAUGGCGGGAAGAGCAGUUACAGGAGGAGGAUGGAAGGAGAGGAUGGCAGCGAAGCCAGAGUAUAGCGCCACGUUGGAACUCUUUGCAUGGGCCGAGCGACUUGCGAAGAGGCCGGAAAGCGCCAAAGCACUGGCAGAAUACGAGAAGCUCCGUCAAGUCUAUCAUGCUGCCUUCAAUGCAUGCUACAACAAAUAUAUUGGACACGAUCCGGAGCUGGUGCGGCACAUCAAUCGACGGCUUGGGUACCAUGAGGAUUGUAAGGGAAUUAAUGCUCCAUUGCCAAGCACCUGGUCCAAACAGAGAAGGGCCUCAGCUGUGCCUUCCGUCAUGAGAUCUGAGUCUACUGCAGAGCCAGAGAAACAGGAAGAGCAGAAAAAACUAGCUUCUGAAGCGGUCUGGAAAACGCACAGUGAUCCGGCCCAACCAGACUGCUGUGACAGGGUUGGUUCCCUUUCAAGUGCUGCCAAGUGGCCUCCUGAUAGCUUUGGCGGAGCUGGAGUUGACAUGCACAACACAUGUGAGGCAGGUGAGGAAGCCAUCGUCCAUCUGAUCUCAGGGAAUCAAGGGAGUGCCGUGACUGGGGAACCACGUGCAAGUGGACCUGGUUCAGGUGAAGAACCUGGUCUGGCCGCACGCGCACCUGGUCCAGGUGAAGAACCUGACCUGGCCUCACACGCACCAUGUGAAGAACCUGGUCCAGGUGAAGAACCUGAACCUGGUCUGGCCGCACGCCCACCUGGUCCAGGUGAAGAAUCUGAACUGGCCUCACACGCACCAUGUGAAGAACCUGGUCCAGGUGAAGAACCUGAACCUGGUCUGGCCGCACGGGCACCUGGUCCAGGGGAAGCCGCUGAUCUCGCCUCAUGUGAACCUGGUCCAAUUGAAGAACCUGGAGUGGCCUUACAUGCAGCGUGUCCGGGUGAAGAACCUGGUCUGGCCUCAUUUGUACCUGGUCCCGGUGAAGAACCUGAUCUGGGCCCGGGCCCACGCCGUGCAUUUGAAGACAUUGGGAACGAGGAUGCAAGGGUGAAUGGAGUCUACGAGGUGGAGACGCAGAUGGGAGAAGGAGAGACAGGUGAAGGGCAGGCGUGCCACGUGUCUUCAGCACUGAAAGAAAUGCACGAUGGCUGCAAUAAAAGAGAGAGAGAGAAUUCGAGACAGAGCUCCAAGGCGGCCUCCGGUUUGGAAGGGACUCUUGCGGAUGAGAGUGGUGCUGGUGAUGAAAGCAUCACCAAGAUGAAGAUGGGGAAACUGCAAAGAGAAGAGAUUCAAUGUGUAAUGCCGAGCAUGAAGACAAGGAGCGAUAGUGCUACGAAUUGUGAUGAAGCUGCUCAAGGGGCGACCCCGAAGGAACAGAACGAUGCAGCCGAUCCAGUGGGGGGUCCGGAUACCUGUGCAAGUCCACAGAGAUGCAUGGUGGGAAAUGGUCAACUGCAAAGAGAAGCGACACGGCCCGUAGAGCUGAGGAGGAAGAGGAAAGCUAGUGCAAUGGCUUGUGAUGAGCUGGCUGGUGAAGCCCUCGACAAGACCCAGAAAAGGGCCAACACCAGCCUGAGUAGGGAUGAACAGAGGUCCAAUGCAAAUGGAAAGGCGGUUUCCCUUACUGCUGAGAAAAAGCCAGAGGAUCUGUGCACGACAAGGGAGAAGGGCGAGGGCGACCGUAGUUUGCCCGGGGGGAUCGAAUGCGAACUUGAAACGACAAGAGGAUUUACGGUUGGCGGUGGUCCCAAAGAGGGAAGGAAGAUGAAGAGCAUGGGCGCCAGGAAGGCAAUGGGUUGCAAGGCGCUGUCCCUGUCCAAUCGACUGGCAAAGCCAGUGGGGCUACGAAAAGCCAACGAUCACAGCCGUGUUGUGUAUCCGUGUCCGUAUUGCCAUGGGAAGGGGUGGAUAGGGAAAGGCAGAAAGAAAGUGCGGUCGGUCCCAGUACCAGUCCCAGCGGCAGUCCCAGGUGCUGACCCAGGGAGAGGGAGAGGGAGUGGGAGAGGCUUGGGAGAUGCUGAUAAGGCUUGCUGGAAGGAGGCAACACCCCCCCGUGCAAAGGGAAAUAAUGAUAAUGGGAAUGUGGGCACACCGCGUGCAAAGAGAAACAACGAGAACGCUUUGCCUUUCACGUGUGAUGACGUUGCUGCUGGAGUUAUCUGGAAGCAGUCUGGUCACAAAGGCAAGCAAGAACACUUGCCAGUUCAGACUCUUGGUCUUGGGCUCGCAGAUGUCUGGCAGAGCAGCGUGAAGCAUCGAAUGAAAAAGAGGAGGAUCAAGGAGCCUUUGACCGCUGCACUUAGUGCCAGUGGGCAGUUAGAAGGCAAUUACUACAACAUGAAGAAGUUUGAAACAAGCAGACGUGAUGCAGGUAAUACUAGAGGAGGUAGCAGUUUUACUCAAUCAGGAAAGUUGAAGUGUGUGACGGCAGGUGGCACCAGGAGUGAGCUAAGUCCAGAAAAGGGAUUGCGGUCUGGUGAGCGAAGGAAUGAUGAGGGGGUGGAGCAGGAAAGAAGGAGAAUCGUCAGGAAAACAGGCAGGGGACUUCAUAUGGGAGAAGACAACAGACGAGAGGGAAUUAAGUCUAAUCACUUUGGAACACACCACAAGGUAGCAGAUGGCAUCAGGACUGAGCCGAGUCCACGGCAGGGAGUGGAGUCAGGUGAGCUAAGGAAUGCGGAGCUGGUGGAGCAGGAAGGAACGAGAAACAUGAGGAAAACAGACAAGGGAGUUUCCAUGGUAGAGGAGAACAGGGAAGCGGAACAUAGGUCCAAUUACACCGGAAUACACCGAGCCACAGACACAAAGCGUGGUGGAUCAGAGAGCACGCCAAGGAUAGCAGGAUUACCCGAGGAUGCCAAAAGCCCUGGCAGUUUUCAGGAUGGUGGCCAUGGGGGCAAUCACAACGUAGGUCGCAGAGGUGAGGAUAUUUCUGGCAGGCACUUGCAGAAGAGUGAGGGAGAGCGAGCGAAUGAUGAACUGACACAUUCCAGUGCAGAAGGCCUUGUCCCCAGGAAGAGGCGAAGACUUCCUUCGCAGGGGGAUGCCACUCUCGAUACAGAUUGCCACAGGAGUAGAACGCUUGCAGCUGGCAGAGAAGACCUGCCAAGUCUGGGUUCUCAGUUGCGGACAAAAUUUGAUCGUCGAGCCAGAGAGCAUCUUGAUGAUGGCUUCCCCUCGAUUCCUAGGCGACUGUCAAUGGGGGGCUGCAGUCCUGAGGUGAGGAGAGGCUGCGCUUCGCCACAGCCAGAGAGAACAGCCUGCAAUGCAGCGGAGAGAGAACACACGGCAGCCAUGGAGGGAGUGAAGGGGAGGCCUGGAUGUCAUCAAGCAUGGGGGAAAGGGCUCGUAGCAGGUGAACGACAAGCUGAUGAGGAGGGUAAUUGUGUCAUUGCCCGUCACGCAUGUGAGAAGUCUCCCUGCACAGAGGAGGGUCAUUGUGCAAUUGCCUGUCAACCAUGUGGGAAAUCUGCCUGCGUAGAUCAUUUGUGCGCUGCCAGGGCUGACGGCUUGUGCGGAGGCUCAGAGUAUGUGGCAAAUGAGCAGUUCGUCCGUGCUGAGACUGCACCUGCCACAGUUGACAGACCACAUUCUUCUCGGGUGCCAGUGUCUGAUGCAUCUGCAAAGGUUCAAUAUGCUAAUGCUGCCAUCCAUAAAGCAGGUUCUAUGGGGGCGAGAGAGGAGGGACAAGCGGAUGGGGCUGGUGGAGAGGGAAAGAGUGAUGGCAGUGGAGAUGACGGUUUUGGGUUCUGCAACCGGCAGUUUUCGAAUGCGAGGCAAUUCAUCAAUCCAGACCUUCAGGAGGACCUCGCGAGUUUUUCUUGGCACGAUACGUUCCGAUGGGACAUUGCAGCACCUGCUGUAGGGCGAGGGGCCCUCCCGGAUUACGGACGAGGCCAUCACACAGCUGCACGAACAGGAAACGCGUAUGCAAAUAAUGCGCCAAUGUGGGGGUGGGAUAAUGGCAUGGCCAGGCGUUCUGCUUACGACAUGCGGUUCAGCAGGCCACAUGGCAUGUGGUACCCGAUGCCGAGAAGAACAGGAGCCCAUGCAGGGGACAAUCAAGGAGAGGGUGAGGACAUGGGUAGUAGUGUUGAUGGGAGACAUGCUCUUGGUGUGGAUGCCCAUAUCCCACCUGAGAGGAAUCAGCCAGGUCGUUUAUACUUCGAUCGUGAUCGAGUUCCGAAUAAUGGUCGGGCGAUUGCUGACGAUCGACCUCGGGCCGGUGCUGACCAUGGAGGCUGGUAUAUGAAUCACUGGAGGACAGCGCAAAUGUCCCCCGGACUGAGCGACACUCCAACUGGGUUUACUGAGGUAGGGUCUGUCGAUCCAAAGAUGGAAGCCUUGGAGAGAAGAUUCCGGCGUAGGAUCUUUGUCACGUUGUCUGGCGGAGGAGGAGCGGGAGCAGCAGGAGGAGCAGUAGGAGGUGCGGGAGGAGGAGCGGGAGGAGGGGCUGGAGGAGGAGCUGGAGGAGGAGCAGGAGGAGGAGCGGGAGGAGGAGCGGGAGGAGGAGCGGGAGGAGGAGGAGGAGGGGGGGGCUCGUCCGGCAGAGCGGAAGGAGCGGGAGAAGGAGCGGGAGGGGAAACAGGAAGGGGCGGAGGAGGUGAGGGGGGAGAAGCGGGAGAAGGAGCGGCAGCAGGGGUGGGAGAAGGAGCGCGAGGACCCGCAUACGUGAAGAGGCGGAUUGACGCGUGGCACGUAGGAGGGGCGGGAGGAGGUACAGGAGGAGGAGGAGAAGCGGGAGAAGGAGGGGGGAAAGGAGCGGGAGGAGGGACGGGGAUGGCUAUGGCGACAUCUUUGUCACGUUGUUUGGCGGAGGAGCGGGAGGAGGAGCGGGAGCAGUGGGAGGAGGAGCUGGAGGAGUGGGAGGAGGAGGAGGAGUGGGAGGAGGAGGAGUGGGAGGAGGAGGAGUGGGAGGAGGAGGAGUGGGAGGAGGAGCGGGAGAAGGAGCGGGAGGGGAAACGGAAAGGGCCAGAGGAUGCGUGGAAGAAGGAGCGGGAGCCUUUUUUUUUCGUAGGAGAUGGAUAUGGCGGGAUCUUUGUCACGUUGUUUGGCAGAGGAGCGGGAAAAGGAGCGGGAGCAGCGGGGGAAGGAGUGGGAGGAGGCGUGGGAGGAGGAGCGGGAGGAGGAGCAGGAGGAGGAAGACUGGCAGGAGGAGCGUGAGGAGCAGCAGGAGGAGGAAGAGUGGCAGGAGGAGCGGGAGGAGGAGCGGGUGAAGGGGCAGCAGGUGAAGGAGUGUGAGGAGAAAUGGGAAGGGGCGGGGG
This is a messenger RNA of Chara braunii, 5282 nucleotides long. Lineage: Eukaryota; Viridiplantae; Streptophyta; Charophyceae; Charales; Characeae. The record is from the annotation of a GenBank genome assembly.